Molecule: messenger RNA, 681 nt
Organism: Hyposmocoma kahamanoa
Lineage: Eukaryota; Metazoa; Arthropoda; Insecta; Lepidoptera; Cosmopterigidae
Product: protein THEM6-like
Exons: 3
Coding region: 35-628 (197 amino acids)
Source: RefSeq, a predicted model, not a curated record
CGUAAAUACUAUCAACAUCCGUAAAAAUCAAACCAUGUUGUACAUUUUGUUGUUCAUAAUUGUUCUCUACAUUUGUAUUGACGUGAAUUAUGUUGUUCGCACGUUUUUUGCUGUGUUGAGUGGCAGAUUUACCGAAAACAAGUGUUCCUUGGAUGAUACCACUACGGUAUACGGUAUUUGCACGUUUCAAGACUGUGAUGUCACUUUCAAGUUUAUUCGUUCAGCUAGACUCUUACGGGAUCUGGAUUUCGCAAGAUAUCAUUUUUAUGACCGCACUGGAAUAUUCCAAAGAAGCCAGGACCUUAAAAUCAAAUCUUUACAAGGAUGCACUCUCAUUUUGAUUGCGGAUCCCGUUCCUUUAUUUUCGUUUUAUAAGAUUAACACUAAGUUGGUGUACUGGGACAAUAGGUCUCUCUUCCUUGAACACGAAGUGAUAACUCUACGUGAUGGCAAACUUCGAGCUUUUCUGGUAUCUCGACAGCAUGGUAUCGGACAAAACGGCGAAUCUAUAGAGGCUUUAUUGUCAGGUCUCGCUGGUUUUCAGAAUAUUAAACCAUGUCCAGAUUAUAUUAGGCACUGGUUGAAAAGUAUGAAAAUUUCUAGUGAGAAACUAAGAAGACAGAACUAGCAAAAUGAAAUGACUUGCUUAUUUAGUAAUCAUUCUAUUGAAUUCUUAGGUUU